AUGCUGCGUGUUUACAAUACAAUGAGCGGGAUGUUCAUAUCAUAUAUGGGUAUUCUAACCAUCAUUCUUGGCGUUAUUGGUGGAGUUUUAAACAUCAUUAUUUCUUUAAGUCUUUGCAUCUUUCAUGAACAUUCUUCAAGUAUUUAUCUAGUAAAAGUCAUGUCUGUAGUGAAUCUUAUUGAACGAAUACUGGGCUAUCUAUACCGAAUACUGGUUGAUGGAUUCCUUGCUGAAUAA
This is a messenger RNA of Adineta ricciae, 237 nucleotides long. NCBI's taxonomy places the organism in Eukaryota, Metazoa, Rotifera, Eurotatoria, Adinetida, Adinetidae. The record is from the annotation of a GenBank genome assembly.